Hipposideros armiger (great roundleaf bat) is the source of this 1016-nucleotide messenger RNA. RefSeq names its product coiled-coil-helix-coiled-coil-helix domain containing 5 (gene CHCHD5). Gene Ontology annotation, cellular component: mitochondrial intermembrane space. The transcript has 4 exons. Gene Ontology annotation, biological process: cellular respiration. NCBI's taxonomy places the organism in Eukaryota, Metazoa, Chordata, Mammalia, Chiroptera, Hipposideridae. The record is from RefSeq and is a predicted model, not a curated record. Bases 549 to 881 code for a protein of 110 amino acids.
ACGGCUCCCAGCCAAGCCGUGCCGUACAUGUUGCAGGGCCACAGCAAAGGACAGGCGCGCUCCACUAGCUCCAGUCAGGUGACUUGGGAGCGUGUGUGGCUGUAGCCCAGCCCCGUAGGGCGCCUCGCAGCUGAGUACCUAGCUUGCCUUGCUGCGGCGACACCGCUGUGCUUACCAUUAUUUACUUCCGGCGAAGUCCGGGGGCCGCCAGCGCAAGCCGGAAAUAGGGUAAGGCCACCAAGCCGGUCAAGCCAGAAGUGGCUAAGAGGGUGUCGCCAUUGCAGUCAAGGGCCGGAAUGGGCCAGUAGGGCGCCGCCAUUGCAGGCAGAGGCCGGAAGUGGCCCACGGGGAGCCGCUGUUACAGGCUUGGGCGGAAGCAGAAGCAGGGCCCCGCCAUAACGGUUUGGCCCUUAAGGGAAUAGAGCCGCUUGUACGCUGUGCGACCGGAAGAAGCGAGGCGGCGAGGGUUAGGCGGGGCGCCGCCAGGACAACUUGACACCGGAAAGGGCGGGGCGCACCUCUCUCUUUCUCCCAGGCACCGCCUCAGCAUGCAGGCGGCCCUGGAGGUCACUGCCCGCUACUGCGGCCGGGAACUGGACCAGUAUGGCCAGUGUGUUGCGGCCAAGCCUGAGUCCUGGCAGCGGGACUGUCACCACUUCAAGAUGAGCAUCGCGCGGUGCACAUCUUCCCACCCCAUCAUCCGUCAGAUCCGCCAGGCCUGCGCCGAGCCCUUCGAGGCCUUCGAGGAGUGUCUGCGGCAGAACGAGGCGUCUGCGGGCAAGUGUGCAGAGCAAGUGCGCCGCUUCCUGCAGUGUGCCGAGCAGGUGCCGCCACAGCGCCCUCCUGCAGCCAUUCAGACACAGCCACUUCCUGCCUCCUGAGGACACUUUGGACCUUAGGAAAACGACAGGAGUGAUUGGCCACUUGGUGCCCCCAGCCCUGGAGAGUGGCCAGGUGUUGUCCUGAGGACCCUGGACGUCGGGACUCAAAACUAAAUAAAGACUCUGUACACUGGG